Messenger RNA from Besnoitia besnoiti, 1536 nucleotides. RefSeq names its product putative elongation factor Tu. The transcript has 6 exons. Gene Ontology annotation, biological process: mitochondrial translational elongation. Bases 1 to 1536 code for a protein of 511 amino acids. NCBI's taxonomy places the organism in Eukaryota, Apicomplexa, Conoidasida, Eucoccidiorida, Sarcocystidae. Gene Ontology annotation, cellular component: mitochondrion. Gene Ontology annotation, molecular function: translation elongation factor activity; GTPase activity; GTP binding. The record is from RefSeq and is a predicted model, not a curated record.
AUGGUGGGUUUGAAUCUCGUUCUGCGGGCCUCGAAGCCCCACACGGCGGGCGCCUUUUUCUCGCCUUCUUUCUGCCGCGCGUCGAUCUCCAACGGCAAGCGCACCGUGUCCGCUUCGUCUCCACUCUGCACCGUCUCUCUCUCCUCUUCUGUCUCCGCCUCUGCGCAGUCCUCUGCGCCGGCUGCACCCGCCGCUGUCUCCUCUGGCGCCGCCUGCGCCUCCGCGCGCCUCCUCGCGACUGCGCCGGUCUCCUCUGUCUCCUCCUCUUCGCUCUUGGGAUCGGCGUCUCGGCCUUGCGCGUCGCGCUGCUCUCCACUCCGCGUGGCGCAGCGCGGCUUCGCAGUUGGCGUCUUCCAGCGCACCAAGCCGCAUCUGAACAUCGGCACAAUUGGGCACGUAGACCACGGCAAAACGACGCUCACCGCAGCCAUCACCAAAGUCCUCGCGGACAUGGGUCAGGCGGACUUCAAGUCCUACGCCGAAAUCGACAAAAGCCCCGAAGAACAGAAGCGCGGGAUCACCAUCAACGCCACCCACGUCGAGUACGAAACUGCCACGCGCCACUACGGCCACGUCGACUGCCCUGGGCACGCCGACUACGUGAAAAACAUGAUCACAGGAGCUGCGCAAAUGGACGGCGCCAUCCUCGUCGUCUCUGCCUACGACGGCCCCAUGCCACAAACCCGCGAACACAUUCUCCUCUCCAAGCAGGUCGGAGUUCCCCGUUUGGUGGUGUAUCUGAACAAAAUGGACAUGGUCGAGGAUCAGGAGCUCGUUGAGCUCGUGGAGAUGGAGGUGCGCGAACUUCUUUCUUUCUACGACUUCCCGGGCGACGAGACGCCCUUCGUGAAGGGCUCGGCCCUAAAAGCGCUCAAUGGGGACACUGGAGACUACGGCGUUAAAACCAUCCAGGAGCUGAUGCAGGCGUGCGACGACUUCAUUCCGGAGCCCGAGCGGAAGGCAGACUUGCCGCUCAUCAUCCCCGUCGAGAGCGUCCUCUCCAUCCCAGGAAAGGGCACCGUGGCGACCGGUCGUGUGGAGCAGGGAACUGCGAAGCCGAACGAGGCCAUCGAGAUUGUCGGCGUGCGCGACAAGCCGCUGAAGGCGCAGAUCGCCGCCCUGGAAAUGUUCAGAAAGACGCUUGAUGACGCGCAGGCCGGCGACCAGGUCGGUUGCUUGCUGAAGGGCAUCAAGAAGGACGACGUGAAGCGAGGCAUGGUUCUGGGCGCUCCGGGCUACCUGAAGACGUUCAAGAAGUUCGAGUCCGACCUCUACGUGUUGAAGGAAGAAGAAGGCGGACGCAAGAAGCCGUUCUUCUCGCACUACCGCCCGCAGGCGUUCAUCCGCACCGGAGACAUGGCGUGCACCAUCACGCUCCCCGAGACGACUGAGAUGGCCAUGCCUGGCGACCGCGUGACGUGCACCGUCGAGCUGCUUCACCCGAUUGCCCUCCACGAAGGUCUUCGCUUCGCCCUGCGUGAAGGAGGCCGAACAGUCGCCUCUGGCAUCGUGACCAAGCCGCUCGCGGACAAAUAA